Molecule: messenger RNA, 186 nt
Organism: Rhizopus microsporus ATCC 52813
Lineage: Eukaryota; Fungi; Mucoromycota; Mucoromycetes; Mucorales; Rhizopodaceae
Exons: 1
Molecular function (GO): nucleic acid binding
Source: RefSeq, a predicted model, not a curated record
UUGAAUCCAAUUGAACGGUUCUGGGCAAUCGUAAAAGGAAGAUUGAAGUGUCACAAGUUGCUGACUGAAGAGAGAAUGUCUGAAAGAAUUGCUGAGGCUUGUAAUGCUAUACCCGUUGAGAAUUUGUACAACUUUGCUAGUCAUUCUAAACGACAAAUCAUUAAUUGUUAUAAGACAUCAUUCUAA